Messenger RNA from Spinacia oleracea (spinach), 4375 nucleotides. Its product is annotated as sister chromatid cohesion protein PDS5 homolog B. The transcript is spliced from 28 exons. The coding region runs from base 16 to 4287 and encodes 1423 amino acids. Lineage: Eukaryota; Viridiplantae; Streptophyta; Magnoliopsida; Caryophyllales; Amaranthaceae. Gene Ontology annotation, cellular component: nucleus; chromatin. Gene Ontology annotation, biological process: mitotic sister chromatid cohesion; DNA repair. The record is from RefSeq and is a predicted model, not a curated record.
AAUCACGCAAAUGUAAUGUCAAGUACAACAAAGGCGGGAGAACAUUGCACUCAGAAUGAAAACACACUUUCUCUCUCUUCUCAGUUUUUCCCCUUUUUGAUCCAAAAAAAAAAAAUAACCCAGUAUAACAAACUCACUCUUCUAAAAACCCUCUUCAAUCUUAACUUAUUCUCUCAAAUUCACCAUACUUUGUUAACAAUGGCGAAUAACCCAGAAAAAAUAGUCGCCGAUAUCGGCCAUAAACUUGCUCAGCAAUCUCGUCUCACCAAAGAUUUCCUCGUUAAAUCACUUCGCCAAGCUGCAAGUGCUUUAUUGGACCUUGAUCAGCUUCCGUCACUAAAACCUUCAAUAAGGCCACUGAGUCAGUCUCUUGUAAAGCAUGGACUGGUUCAUCAUAAAGACAAAGAUGUCAGACUACUAGUUGCUGUUUCUUUCUGUGAAAUUAUUCGAGUCCUUGCACCUGACCCUUCAUUUGAGGAUAAAGUUUUUAAGGACAUUUUCGAGCUUUUUGUUAACAUAUUUACGGAGCUUCCUGAUACCACAAGCCCUUAUUUUUCAAGAAGAGUUAAAAUAUUGGAGACCGUUGCAACACUGGAAUGCUGUCGUCGGAUGCUGGAUCUGGAUUGUGGUGAUUUAAUUCUUAAAAUGUUCAGUACAUUCUUCUCUGUUGUAAGAGAGGAACACCAACAAAGCUUGAUUAACAGCAUGCUGUCAAUCAUGUCACUUAUAUUGAAUGAAGAAGAAGCUCCUCUGCCACUUCUGGAGCUGAUUCUACGGAAUUUAAAAAACAAGGAAGAGGGUCCUGCUCAUGCUUCCUAUCGUCUUGCUGUCGCUCUACUUCAAAACUGUGCAGAAACUAUCAAGCCCGCUGUCUGUGGACUUAUAAUGUCAUGCAUUUCAGAUAGAGAGAGUGUGAUAAGUGACCUGAAAGAAUGUUACCAUGAAAUGAUAUUUGAAAUCUUUCAGUGCAUACCACAUAUGCUUCUUGCAGUCAUCCCAAAUUUAGCUCAAGAGUUAGUGACCGAUCAAGUGGAUGUCAGGAUAAAGUCUGUUAAUUUAAUUGGAAAACUUCUUGCACUGGUCCAAGAUCAUGGUAUUCAAGAACAUCAUUACUUAUUUGUUGAGCUUCUGAAAAGGUUUUCUGACAAAUCAGCUGAUGUCAGAAUCAGUGUUAUACGUGCUGUUAAAACAUGUUACAUGGCUAACCCAUCUGCAAUCGAAACACACAAAAUUCUCUCUUCCCUUGAAGGCCGUCUACUGGAUUUUGAUGCCAGUGUAAGGACAGAGGCAAUUGCGGCUGUUUGUGAUUUGGCCAAGUUUAGCUUGAAAAACUUUCCAGAAGCUCUAAUAGCCCGGGCAACUGAUAGACUUCGUGACAAGAUGACAUCAGUAAGGAAGGAGGCACUGAAGAAGUUGCUAGAAGUUUACCGUGAGUAUUGCACCAAGUGUAAUGAAGGACAAAUGGCUCUUAACGCAUCUUAUGAGCAAAUACCCUGUAAAAUACUGGUGCUCUCUUUUGAUAAAAGUUUGAAAGAGUUUUGGCCCCAAAACUUGGAGCUUCUGCUGGCAAUGGAUUUCUUUCCUGCAUCUCUUCCAGGGGAUGAUAGGAUGAAGCAUUGGAUCUACCUGUACUCAACUUUCACCCCUGCUCAUGUUACUGCACUUAACAUGAUAUUAUGUCAAAAAAGAAGGUUUCAGACAGAUAUGCAAAGCUACUUAUCCCUUCGGUCGAAAUCACAGGAAAUUGAUGUUGAAGAGGUGGAUGUGAGAAUAAAAAGUGCUUUCAUGCGAAUAUCAGCAGCAUGCCCUAAUGUCAAAGCAGAAGAAUCUUAUCUUGAUGAUAACAUUUUGUUUCAAUUGUCCCAACUGUUGGAAGAACAAGAACUUUCAAGUGCAGAGGCUUUGAGGGACAAAUUUUUAAAAGACAUUGGGGAUAAGCAUCCUCUUUUUAGGUUUUUGAAACUGCUCUCUUUGAGAUGUUCAAACAACAUAUUUUGUUCUGAGCAUGUCCGGUAUAUCUUGGAUUAUGUUUCUGGCAACAGAUGCAGAGAUACACAUCAGAAGGAAUCUUCUUUCAGCCUUCUCUCAGAUAUUGUCAGAAACUUCCCGAAACUUUUGAGGGGUUCAGAAGAACAAUUUAAACUGCUGAUACUAGAGGAGGAUUCCCUGUUGUGUGGGAAGUUACUUCAGUUGUUAGCAAAAGUUGGUCCGUUUAUCACUAUGGAACUCAGUGAAAUCUACCCGUUGCUGGAGAGGUUGUGCCUGGAGGGGACUCGUGCUCAGUCCAAGGCUGCUGUAUCAGUUAUCGCUGCAUUACUUGGUCCCUCCGAACAUCCUUGGGUGGAGUUGUGCCAGAAACUUUUGAAAUCACUUCAUAGUGGCCUGAACCUUCCCACUGUACUGCAGUCUUUGGGCUGCAUAUCACAACAUGCUGUCGUGGAAUUUCAGAAACAGGAGAAUGAAAUCUUAUCAUACAUCCGGGAAAGAAUUUUCAAGAACAAAGCGUGCAGCGGUGUUGUUGUGGUAGAUGAGAAAACCGGAAGCAAUGUCUCCUUCCAUUGCAAGUUGAAAAUAUAUGGACUCAAAACACUGGUCAAGAGUGUUUUACCAAAGAAAGGAAGUAAUGGGAGGGUACAAAUCAGUGACCUAUUAAAUAUUUUGUCUAAAGUGCUACUAGCGGGUGAUUUUCCUGAUGCUGCAACAGCAUGUGAAAAUGACAAGGCUCACAUUAGAUUAGCAGCUGCUAAGUCUAUUAUGCGGCUUUCGAGACGGUGGGAGAUGCAUAUUUCACCCCAUAUUUUCCAGUCAACUAUUCUGAUGGCAAAGGACACGUCAUCUUUUGCACGUGAAGCAUUUCUUGAUAAAACUCACAAGUUGCUGAAAGGGCGUGCUGCCUCAAGUAAAUUUGCUUGUGCAUUUCCUUUGGCUGCAGCUGACUCUGUCAUAGAUCAACAAAAGUCAUUGAAUUAUUUGAUAGAGUUCAUCAAGGAAAAAAACAAAGCAGCUCUUACCUGCUCUGCUCCAGGCAAAGAAGAAUCAAUGACAGAUAGCCCAGCAUACAUAGUGGUGUUCUUGCUCCACAUUCUUGCUCAUGAUGCAGGAUUUCUACAUGUAAACUCUGACAAUGAAGAACAUACUGCUCAGUUUUGCAGGCCACUUCUUCUGCUUUUGCAUGUGUUGGUUAACUCUCAAUUUGUUGAUGUCAACAAAAACUUUCUGUAUCUGAGAAGUAUUUUUCGGGCCAUCAGAAGAGCAGAGGAUGUAAUAGAUCCUGAAAAAACGCCUAAGCUGCAUAUGUUAGCAGAAAUUGGAAUGUCAGUUUUAAAUGCUACUAAACCGGAUAAAGUUGAUUUGUCCGGUGCCCCCGGACUGGUUCUUCUUCCAUCAUCGCUAUAUAAAACUUGCGAGACAAGGAGAACUAACGAGGAUAAUUGCUUUGCAGCACCGGUCAAUGAAGAUUUUCUUAAAAAGCUUGUUCAAGUCUUUGAAUGUGAUUUCGAACAGUUGUUCAGCUCGACUGUAAAGCGCAAUCGAAAAUAUCUGAAAGACAAUUUGCAAGGACAGAAUGUUUUUGCGUUACCCAUGUCUAAGCAAGUUGAAGUGUCAAAAAAUACGAUGAUAGACAAAAAGGUUUCCAGGGAAGAGAUGGCCUCAACUUGUGUCCUUGAAGCAUGUCCCAAAGGAAGACAACAAAAUGGAAUAGUCAACUCUUCUGUUGCGCACUUGCAAGUUGGUUCAUCAGUUAUUGAAGAAGUUCACGCAGAUGGUUCUGGAGAUAUUGCACAUUUACGAGCAAAAGAACAUCAGCUUGAUUCUGAAUCUGCAAAUUUGGAGCUCUUUGGCAUUGAAUCAGAUAUUUCUUCACAAGAGGUUGAUGUUUCAUUGGCAGUUUCACCGCAGAGAGAGAGGAAAAGGAAGAAAAUCUGCGAUUUUACAGAAAAUCUGGAUUACUAUGAAACAAAUAUCAAACAAAGUUGCAGCUCAGACGGGUCAACUGUUUCCUUUUUCCGGCAACGCGGUCCCAAAAAACAGUGCUCUAAUGUCAACAGAAACAGACUAGCCACUGUUUCAGGAGAAGGUGGUGCUAAAACACAAGGAUCAGGAACAAGUCAGCGGACAGUUUUGUUAGAUAGAACAAACUCAUUACCAGUAAAAGGCUUGCAGAAACAUUCUCAGCAGAAAAAGAGUUGUUUGGGGCUUAAAGUAUCGCUAGACACAUCAGAUUCUGGUGUUUCUCAUGAGAACAAGGACUCAAUUGCUUACAGAACCCGAAGAAGGAAAGUUUAACUUAGGUUUCCGUUACACUAGCAUUAAGCGCCUUGUGUUCCUGAACUUACUGCAUAAUUUAUGACAUGUAUAAAUUCUGUGAAGCUAA